Pangasianodon hypophthalmus (striped catfish) is the source of this 2142-nucleotide messenger RNA. RefSeq names its product aryl hydrocarbon receptor interacting protein (gene aip). The record is from RefSeq and is a predicted model, not a curated record. The coding region runs from base 55 to 1080 and encodes 341 amino acids. Gene Ontology annotation, molecular function: protein binding; peptidyl-prolyl cis-trans isomerase activity. The transcript has 7 exons. NCBI's taxonomy places the organism in Eukaryota, Metazoa, Chordata, Actinopteri, Siluriformes, Pangasiidae.
CUUUGCCGAAGCUGCUCGUGUUGGCUCGAUAGCUUACAUUUUCUAGCAGCGAGAAUGGAGGAACUUGCUCUCAAACUCAGCGCGGAUGGCAUCCACAAAAAAGUGCUUUCUCCUGGAAGAGGGGAAAUCCCAGACUAUGUGGAUGGCACGAAGGUGAUGUUUCAUUACCGCAGCAGUCUGUGUGACGGUACGGUGCUGGACGACUCCAGGACGAUGGGAGGGAAGAGUAAACCCAUGGAGCUGAUCCUGGGGAAGAAGUUUAAGCUGCCCGUGUGGGAGCGUGUGGUCAGCACCAUGAGAACGGGCGAGAUCGCAGAGUUCACCUGCGACGUCAAGCACACGGCUCUGUACCCGCUGGUGUCUCAGUCUCUGCGGAACAUCAGCGUGGGUAAAGACCCUCUGGAGGGACAGAGACACUGCUGCGGCAUCGCUCAGGUCCACUCGCACCACUCGCAGGGACACAAAGACCUGGAACAGCUCCAAGCCAACCCUCAGCCCCUCAUCUUCACCAUGGAGCUCCUGGAGGUUUCGCCCCCAGGCUCGUUCCCGUUGGAGACGUGGGCGAUGACGGAUGAGGAGAAACUGGCCGCCGUGCCGCAGAUCCACGAGGAAGGAAACGCGCUCUUCAAGAAGGGAGACACGGAGGGAGCCGCCGAAAAAUACUACAACGCCAUCGCCUGCCUGAAGAACCUGCAGAUGAAGGAGCAGCCGGGUGAUGAGCCGUGGAUUAAGCUGGAUCUGAUGAUCACGCCGCUGCUGCUGAAUUACUGCCAGUGUAAACUGAUCCAGGGUCAGUACUACGAGGUGCUGGAUCACUGCUCCUCUCUGCUCAACAAGUAUGAAGAUAACGUGAAGGCGUACUUCAAGCGAGGAAAAGCUCACGCGGCCGUCUGGAACGAAGCCGAAGCCCGAGCGGAUUUUCAGAAGGUGCUGGUGCUGGACCCUUCUCUGGGGCCGGCCGUGGCCAGAGAGAUCCGAGCGAUGGAGGAGCGCCUCCGAGAGAAAGACAAAGAGGAGAAAGGACGCUACAAAAAACUCUUCACCUCCAGCGGCAGUUCAGCAGCAGCUACUACGAGCUGAAACCGGCGUGGACGUUUUCUUUAGUCGCUCCUGAAGAGAUGCUCCAUUACAGAGAAGCUGGAACACCUGAGCACAUUGUGAACUCUUCGCCAUUUCAACACGAGCAGCUUCCUUGUCUUAUUUCCCUCACACACACACACACACACACACACCCCAAUCCUCAUUAACACCCUCACACCAUUACACCACACAAAUAAAUAAAUAAAUAAAUCUCUGCAGUGUAACUAGGGCUGUGUCCCAAAUGCUAAAGUUCUUACAAGGCAGCAUGAUGAAGGACACCGUGUUACACCACGUUGGGGACAUUAGAUGUGACCUCUAGCGUUUAGGACACACCCUAGACGUGAGGUGAGGUGCUAAUUCGAAGGAGCUCACCUUUAAUUUUGCACAAAAUUUACAGGCUCGAUGCGUCAGACCCUGGUGAAAUUAAGGGACCUGGAAAUGGGACACGCCCCCAAGAGAGAGACAAUCAGAUAUAAAGUCCUCUAGCGCCUUGUCAUUCUUUCUGUAGUAAUCCUGUCUAUCUUUCAUGUUAGCUUCUCUCUGUAAUUAUUAUUGUCUUUAAAAUGUACGUGUGUAUCGUUUCUUUUAAAUGUGUAAACCAUCACACGUGAAUUUACGCAGAAAUGGUCGCAAUUAAAUAAAUAACGUGGACGAUAUACUCGUAUAUCGAUGUCGCUACUGUCGUCUAUGCCGCAGAUUAUCUUGAACGUUUUCAGAAAUAUUUUUGUCAACAUGGAAUCAUUACCAAAAAAAAUAAAUCACUCGUAAAAGCAUUUAUAAUUGUUACACUACACUUCCUGUUUUUUUUUUUUUUUUAAAUUGUUCAAACUUCUUAGCGAAGAUAAAUAUCAUGAAACGUGACGUGUUUUGUUGUGAAAAUGUUACGUAGGAAACUAUAAGGUUGCGAUGAUUUUUCUCACCCCGACUCAUGGAAUUAACCAGAGACCAUCUGCAUUUACUCCAUCUGAAUGUGUUUGUUUACGCCUUAUAUGUCACUGUAAAAGACAACGCUGCAUUUAUGUUAUAACAAAAGCCAAAUAAAAAAAAACUAAGGAAAGUAAA